AUGGAACAAUUUCUCAAUGAAGGUGCCAUCAUCUGUGUUUCUCUUUCUGCAGAAAUUACCGACCUGAUGGUGAAUCAAACCCCAGCCAGUGUCAGUGAUUUAGAAGGCUCAGAACUUACCAUGAAUUGUACAUUCAAGACAGUCAAUAACCACAGCCCCAUGUAUGUGCGAUGGUAUAACUAUGGGACCGAGGGACUAAAGCAAGAGCUGGUGAAUGAGAGCGAGGUGAUCACAACGCUGCAUUUGGACAAUGGGUUUGCCUCUCUCACGUUGAGGAAUGUGAAUUCAUCUAAUACAGGAACCUAUGUGUGUGAGGUGGGGAUCACAGCAAGGAACCUCUCUGGGAAUGGAACAGGAACCCAAGUGACCAUCGAGAAACUUCCCAAGCUGAUGGUGAAUCAGACCCCAGCCGAUAUCCAUGCGUCAGAAGGGUCAGUUCUCACCAUGGAGUGUAGAUUCACGGUAUUGAAAAACCACAGGACCUUGUAUGUGAAAUGGUAUAAAAAUAAUGGAACUGGGGGGACGAAGAAGGAGCUGAUGAGCGAAAGAGGCGGGGGCUCAGCAGCCCUGGAUUUGGAAAAGGGUUUUGCUUCGUUCACUCUGAAGAACGUGAAUGUAACCGAUACAGGAACCUACGUGUGUGAAGUGGGGAGCACAGCUAGGAACUGGUCUGCGUCUGGAGCCGGAACCCAAGUGACCAUCACUCCACAUGACCAAAAGCUGAUGAGCUCUUACAUUGUUCCUGGGGCUGUGGCUGGGACACUUCUCUUCUUGCUGGUGCUCGGUAUCCUUUUGUGGAGAUGCAGACAGUGCUCCAAAGAACCACUUCAAAGCAGGUCAGAGGCAGAGAUAAAUCAGCUGGAGAUGUCUUCUCCUCCACCAGCUGAUGAGGUGACUUACGUUGACUUGAACUUCCACAAAAGGGACGCAAAAGCGGAGGAAGAGGUUGUUUACACGGAAGUGAAGAUACGGCCAAAACAGAGAGAUGACAAUGACAUCUACGCAAAAGUCAAAUCUCGUCAGCGCUAGGGGAAGAGUUAGUGGGAAUUAACAAAGGGGUGACCAGCAUUUCACAUGUCCAUUAAAUGCAAGUCUCCAUGAAAAAAUCAAUUAGCUGUUAGUGAAAGAUGUCCUUGGAGAUCAAAGUCCUCUAGUUAUGAACAGAACAGGUAGCAGUGCAAGAUUUCCUCGUUUCCUGCUCCAUCAACAUGUCUCAACUCUGGUCUGGAGAGACCAAUUCUGAGGGCAAACGGAGAGUUCUGCUAACCCAGCUACUCUUGGUCUAUGAGCUGCAAUUGCAGCCAGGAAACAGGUUGUGCUGUGGACAGUGGUUCACUAGGAACUGAGUCGAGCCCAGAAAUUCAUUUAAUUUUUAGUUGCUAUUUACCAGCACUGUAUUUGAACAGCAACCAAGAGCCAAGCCCUUGAGCCACCCAAGUAUGGAAAAUGUUCCCAUCUUGUUGUGGGAAGCGCUGUCCUCCACUGAAGAUGCCAACUGUGCUGAACGAGGAAGGAAAAGCCUCCGAAGAGCCAUGCUCCCUACCCUGGAGGAUGUACAAUAAUGCUGAUAAGGCUCAAGAGCAAUUUCUCAUACUUUCAUGAAUGAGACUGACAUGAUUGUUUAAUCUUUCUAAGCACAAAGCAGGCUUCUCUGUUGAGAGGGAAUUAAGCUUCCCUGGAUUCCACCCACUUAAGAGCCAAACAACAACAAUAUGAAUUGCUUCGCCAGCAGAUUUUAAAAAUUAACUAAAGCUUUUACAGCCGGUUUAGCCCAGGAUUAAGCAUGUACAAUUGCACUGAUUUAAAUGGAGUUGUACCUACUUACGCCAGGAAUGGAUUUGUCCCCUUGUGUUUGUGAGAAUUUACUGUAAAUUUUAAAAGGAAAUGUGUAAUUUUAAAAAAAAGCCAUCAUUUCUAGUGGUUCAAGUAGAUUGUGCUUUCAGAUAAUUAAUAAUAAUAAUAAUAAUAAUAAUUUUAGAUAAACCCUCAGAAAAAAUAACCCAAAGGGGCUGUUGGGCUCCCCAAAAUGGAGAGACCUCAAAAAAUCAAUAGGAGUUCCUUUGAAAGUCUCCCCAUAACACAUUGAUUUUUAUGACUACUGCAGAUGCAUGAGAUAUAACCUGUGCAGACCAUAACUCAUGGAUUUCCAUAACGAUACAACCAGAAGAGACAACACAGCAGCCAUGUGAACACCUGCAAAAUGUUCUGCUGAUUAUUAAUACCUGCAUGCAUUCAUUAUUAACUAAUACAUGACAUCAGCCAUUUUCAAGACUGAACUCCCAAAAGAAAAGGCAGCUAUCGAAUUGCACUGUGGUUGCACCAAUACUGGGUUUGGUCCCCUUAUGUGGGGUAGGUCUUCAGUCACAUCAGUUUCAUGAAUGCAAAUGAUGGGUUAUUCAGUGGUAACUGUUGUUCAUUGGGUAUAUCGCCUCUGCAGAUCCACCCAGGGCAAAUCUGCAGAGGCAGUCCUUCCAGAAGAAGAAUUGGGUGACUAAAUACCCACCAUGAACACCACAUAUGCUGGGUGGAGACCAAAUUCAAGCCUGGCUGAAGUCAUGAAGGUUUCAACCAUUUACACCAAGACUGUACAUGUGCCUUAUGAUAUAGAUAAGACUGGCCAUGCUGGGUCAGAUCAAUGGUUCAUCUAGCCCAGUAUCCUGUCUUUGACCAAUGCCAGACGCUUCAGAGGGAAUGAACAGUACAGAGCAAUUUCAAGUGAUCCAUCCCCUGUUGUCUAGUCCCCCCUUAUGACAGUUGGAGGUUGAGAGACACCACACUGAAUGACACAGCUGUGGACAAAAUAUACAGCAGUUGGCCUAAACACUACAGCUUGCAGCAGAAUUACUGCUAGUGGUUUAGGCCAUCACUAUACAGUGCUGCAUAUACUUCUUACCACACCAAAUACUUCCACUUAAGGGCGUCUUAAAAUGCCUCAAAUGCCACAAGAUUGGAAAUAGCCAACUUUGGUUAUUGACAGGACAGUGCCUUAUUAUUAUUUUUGCCAUUAGCAAAAGCCAGAUCCUCCCCAGCAAAAGCUACUGCUGCUUGCUGUGGGAAAGUGAAGUUUAUGAGUCACCAUGAAAAGGGGAAGUAAAGUCAAAGGGUAAAUCCUUGCUGCUGCUGUGCCAGGGUUUUUUUUGUGUGUAACUGAACCUAUAUCUGUAUCAGCCUAUCUGAAGAGGGAGAGUUUGGCAGGAAAUCAGCAGUUCGUCAACGUUGAUGAAAACCACUAAUUACCAAAUAUAUAUAUAUAUUCUUUU
This is a messenger RNA of Mauremys mutica (yellowpond turtle), 3260 nucleotides long. Its product is annotated as polymeric immunoglobulin receptor-like. The transcript has 5 exons. Bases 1 to 1029 code for a protein of 342 amino acids. Gene Ontology annotation, biological process: immune response-activating cell surface receptor signaling pathway; positive regulation of natural killer cell mediated cytotoxicity. NCBI's taxonomy places the organism in Eukaryota, Metazoa, Chordata, Testudines, Geoemydidae. The record is from RefSeq and is a predicted model, not a curated record.